Molecule: messenger RNA, 480 nt
Organism: Camellia sinensis
Lineage: Eukaryota; Viridiplantae; Streptophyta; Magnoliopsida; Ericales; Theaceae
Source: RefSeq, a predicted model, not a curated record
AUGAAUAGUAUAGGUACAACUCCAUAUGAGUUGGUUUAUGGGCUUGAUGUUGUAUUACCUUUGGAAGUGACAAUGAGAUCCAAUCGACUGGCCAAGCAUUUGGAUAUUCCUAUAGAUAAAUAUUCAGAGGCAUUAUCGAUUGAGAUGCAAGACUUGGAAGGAAAAAGAAUUGUGGCUUUUAAUCAUUUGGUGGCUCAGAAGAAGAAAGUUGAGAGAAGUUAUAACAAGAAAGUUAAGAGUAAAUUAUUUUCUAAAGGAGAAUUAGUGUGGAAAACCAUUUUACCAGUUGGAUUUAAAAGCCCAGAAUAUGGUAAAUGGUUUCCAGAUUGGGACGGACCAUUUAAAAUACAUAUGGUUCUUAGAGGAGGAGCCUAUCAUCUUGCUUCUUUAGAAGAUGAGCCACACAGAAGGAUAAUUAAUGGCAAGUAUUUAAAGAAGUAUUAUCCAACCAUAUGGGAAUGCAUGAGUUCAUACACAUGA